GGGGUAAGGAAAUCAUCGAAUAGAAUCCAGACCUUUUUUCCCCAAACUUCAACGUCUUCAACAACGUCAGGACCAUAUUGUUUUACAUAUUUCACUCUUGAAUACCGUCAAUCCCCGGCGUGCACGUAAAUAUUGAACAACGUCAUAUCUUAGCACAUCAUUACAGCUUGGGAGUAAGCAUAAUCAUGAGCCCGCCUAGCACUCAGGCAGAGUUUUCCUGUCAGACGUGCAAUCUCCCAUUCCAACGCAAGGAGCACUACCAGCGACACCUACGCACUCAUACAAAAGAGAAGCCAUUCACAUGCUCUGAAUGUGGACAAAGCUUUGGUCGGGUCGACUCUCUUGCUCGUCACCAUACAACUCUCCAUCUAAGCACCGAUCGUCAAGACAGCCGUGAUCGUCCUAAUGAUCGCCGUCGAGUAUCGCAGGCUUGCAAGCCAUGCAGUACCUCAAAGGUGAGAUGCGAUGGCGAGCACCCAUGUCAAAGAUGUCGGCAACAGGACAAUGACUGCUACUACGAGCCACAUGCGAAGCGAAAGAUGUCAGAGACUAGCUCUGAUAGACCAACCGCCAAACGGAAUCGAGAAAAAGCCCCAAUCAAUGUUGAGGUUCUCGAAAGCAUCAAUGUCAACCUGAAUAGUAGAAAUUCACCGCUCUCACCGCCCGCAACUGUUCAAGACAACAGCUCUAACACAGCCAAUUAUGCCAACAACUACAUCUCUCCGGUUCAUGAUCCAUUCAUCGAGCUAUCCAAACCCAACGACCUCAAUGCCAAUGCCCAACCUAUCGACCCGCUGCUUGUUGCACAACAUAGCGCAUCUAUCGGGUAUCAUGGCACUCAGCCUGGCCCCGCUGACGUACUUUUUGACACUGACGACAUGUUGACAAGUUUCAACUCUGUGAAUACGGUGCCGGCACCCCUACCUUCUCUACUAUUCGGCGACGCCUUCGAAACUAACGGAUGGCUCAACUAUGGCGCCGAUCAAUCAUUUGCGCCCCUCUUUCUUCAGAACGAUGCAUCUCUCGACGCCAUCAAUGAGCUCUGGUUCGACCAUGCAGGUUUCAAAGCGCCCCAGCAACCCAUCACCUCACAGCUUACACCAGCCUCUUCAAUGGUCGAUCAAUCAGCUGUGGCAGAGCUCUAUAGCCGCAGUCACUCUCCCACUAUUGACAGGGAUGCGGUUGAGCCUAGAGAAUAUGUGCCUGUCUCGAUUGAACUGGACGCGCAACUCAAUUUUCCCGAUUUGUCUCACCUGACGGCCGAGGACGUUGAUCAUGAGAAUUUGGCACAUGUAGAUGAUAUCCCUGAAGAAGUGGCCAAGAAUGUGGCCGAGGCAGCAACGGAAAUACAGAACAAUGGUAAUUUCCCGCAUUUUAGGAAUCUGGCUAUUCCGCCAACGCCAGUGUUAAAUGCAUGGGUCCAGCUGUACUUUGAGUACUUCCACCCAGUGAUGCCUAUUCUGCACAAGUCGACUUUUUCCUCGUCUAAAAGGCAUUGGCUGCUUAUCUUUACAGUGGCCGCCAUCGGUGCACACUUUUCAACCAUCAAAGAUGCCCAGGCAUGCUCAAGGGCAAUGCAUGAGACUAUUCGACGACAAUGCUCAACGAUGUGUGAACGACAGAACUCCAACGGUAGAGAGCUUUGGAUGUCGCAAACUAUCCUCCUGAACCAUAUCGGCCUGCUCUAUGGUGGUGAACGGAGGUCUCUGGAGAUUGGCGAAUUGCUGCAAGCCUUGCCCGUAACUCUGGGACGACGAAAGCGUCUUUUUACAAACAUGUUUCCCGUCGACAAGUUUGCUCAGCUUCAGUUGCCACAUGCUCAGAAAUGGCAGAUUUGGCUGCUGGACGAAGAGCGGCGGCGGGCAGGCUUUGCCAUCUGGCUCUUGGAUGCUGCAUUCAGCGCGCAUUUCGACCUUACUAGUCUUAUGAGGCUGUCUGAACUGCAGAUAUCUCUGCCUCGGCCGGAUGAUCGUUGGGGUGCAUCGACGGCCCAGUGCUGGGCCAACUUUCCUGCCGUUGAAAACUCUGGCUCUGGUGGACUUCCCACGAUGGAGCGUGUCAUCGCCGAAGAUAGUUGGCGCUUCGUAUGGUCGAGAACCAACACCUUGGGCAAACAGGUUAUGCUGCAGCAUCUCACAAAUGUUAUCAAGGAUCGGAGCGCAGACCAGCCUGGUACUCCAGGCUUCUCGUAUCACGACAAACUACAGGCGUCCAAUGUCUUGACUGACUUUCUGAAUCUGAUUGAGACCGACCAGAUGGAGCAAUCCAUUGAUGAAGUAAAGGCAUCGACAACGCACAAGAUCAUGGCCCUGGCUGCUUUGAUGACACACAAUAUUCCAGUUAAGAGCCUACUUCCAACAAUUAUUCGAUGCAUAUACGGCAAGCUUGACAAUCAGGACUGGGCGGCGAUUAGCGAUCGGUGGAGAGGAUCGUCCGGGCAAGGAAGGCUUGGGUGCUUCUAUGCCUCGCGCAUCCUCCAUGUAGUGCGGUCAAGCCGGUCAUCGCACUUCGGUACACCUGUCUCGCUUCUCCAGGCAGUGUUGGUUUUGUGGCUUUACUCGGCGCUUGCUGAACGGUACCGUGAUGGGUUUUUGUUCUCGCGCACGGCUCCAGCUGUGGUGCUUGGCCCGAAGCCCCUGGACCAGAUGGAGACUAACUCCUGGAUCGAGAUGGGGUGGAGCCGAGUCAAGUUACCGGGCAUCGGUAAUCUGCUUUGUGCAGAGGGCAGAGCCAAGUUGUUGGACGAUGCGGUGGUGCUUAUGAGAUCGUUGAAAGGCUGGGGUAUCAGUAACGCAUAUGCUCAGAUCUUGUUGCGUCUGAGAGCGAGUGAGACGUCUAAUAUGGCCCAUGGAUGAGUUCCGAGGAGCUUGAAAAGUUUACGCACUACGUAGCAUGUUCCGAGCAUUCAGGAAGGGUUUUGCAUGUCUUCUGCUGGUGAUUAUAAUUGAACACCAUACAUUCUAUUAAGGUUGAGUUUAGAAAAGCUAUACUGAGGUUUGGCCAUCAUUCUGGUAAUGACCUGUAGCUUGCAAUGUGUCACUGUACAGUACCGGGUCUGACGCGGCUGUUCCAUGGGUUUUCAUAUUGCUGGGUGUUCUUAUGAUCCAUCAUCUGCAUCACCACCGAAUGACCUCCCCUUGCAAUUGUCAGAACAAGGAUAUGAAUUCAAAAGACAAAAUUCCU
Molecule: messenger RNA, 3183 nt
Organism: Fusarium redolens
Lineage: Eukaryota; Fungi; Ascomycota; Sordariomycetes; Hypocreales; Nectriaceae
Exons: 5
Coding region: 186-2855 (889 amino acids)
Biological process (GO): regulation of DNA-templated transcription; DNA-templated transcription
Molecular function (GO): DNA-binding transcription factor activity, RNA polymerase II-specific; DNA binding; zinc ion binding
Source: RefSeq, a predicted model, not a curated record